UGUCCGGGGCGGGGCCUGCUCACGCGGGUUGUUACAUUGUGAUUGUAGGGAGGCUGCUUGACUUGAGUGGUCGGGAGACCACUGCUCGGGUCACAUCGUCGUCUGUAGCCCCUGCUGGGCGCCUUGGCCCGGGGAAGGGUGAAGCCGGGCGCAGCUGGCAGGGGUGAGCGCCAGCCUGGGCUAUGGGAGAAAAGCAGCUGAAACUUUUCUGGAGUUACUGGGAGAAGCCCCCACCUGGACAGCCUACCGCAAGGGUUGAAGCCUAGGGAGAGCCGCCAGUUGGCAUCCUUCUGGGCACAGGCGCUGGUCCUACCAUGCCUCUCUCCAAGAUGCCAGGAUGGGUGAUCCUGCCCGUCACGCUGCCAGCCUUCACCAUCACCGGCAUGUGGAUAGUGUAUGCCAUGGCAUUGUCCAACAACCACAUUUGCCCUGUGUCAAACUGGGUGUAUAAUCACACCUGUGAAUCACCGACUGAUGGAACUUGCUGCACGUUAGAUCACAUCCCUCUUGUCAGCAAAUGUGGAAACCUUCCUCCAGAGAGCUGUUUCUUCAGCCUUAUAUGCAGUUUAGGCGCAUUCAUGGUGAUGCUCAUCGGUCUGUUAAGAUAUGCCUAUGUGAUUGAACGUUAUGGUCCCUCCUUACUAAAUACUGUAGCAUUUGUCUUGGGGUGGAUUUGUGCUGCUGGACUCAUUAUGGUUGGUAGUUUUCAGGUGGAUCAUGCCAAGGUUCUGCACUACAUUGGAGCAGGAGUAGCCUUUCCAACUAGUAUGUUGUUCAUCUUUUUCCAGUGUAUUCUGACAUACCGUAUGGCACACGCCCAUUGGUACUGCUGGACUGGUCAUCUACGCAGCCUUCUGACACUCUUUGGUCUGGUUAUAUUAGUGCUCAGUGGUGCAUUAUUCAUACAGGAAGGCUUUGUGCUUCAGCAUAUUGCUGCUCUGUGUGAGUGGACCUUCAUAAUAAAUGUUCUAAUUUACUAUGGAACUUUUGCCUUUGAAUUUGGGGCAAUCUCUACCGAUACCUUCCUGGUCCUCCUAAAAGCAAGCAGGGCUCCAAAGAGCUAUAAGGCAGGAACCAGCACUCCAGCAACACCUCAUGCGCACAGCACAUCUGAGAACAUGGCUAUGAUAUGACCGCAUCACAGUGUUUUUCUAGACAUCAUAUGCACCCCUGAGCCGCCUUGUAAACCCAAGAGCAUCGUCCUUUGCACGGGGGCUCAUAACCUUCCUGGCCUCAUCACAGUACCAAAAAAGUGAAUGAAACGACUAGAAAGCAAAUUACUUUUCCUUAUGGACAAUUCUAAAGUUUGUGGGCUAGCAUAUUAAGUCUGUUAUAUGUACAGGGCAUUAAUGAAUUUGCCAUAUAAAAAUUAUUUGUAUAUUUUUUAUAUAGUUCAUUUCUAUAGUCAAGAAUCUCCACAACGAAAGAGCAAGGCCAAAGUAAUUUUGUGUUCGAUAUAAAAGAGGAGCUGUAUUAUUGUAUAUGAAGAUGUAUUACGAAAAAUAGUGUUGCUUUAAAAAGAAUGGUACAUGCUAGUAUAUCAGGUGUAAUUUGGGCUUAUAGACCUUAUGCUACCUAGGCCGCCUUAUAAAUUUGAAUAAGAAUUGUAGGACCAACAAAACCAGUUUGCCUUAACACCAGACCAUCCUUCAUAGACUCAUUAUGCCAUUAUCCCUGUUAGACAUCUGGAAUGUUUUAAAUGAGUUUGCGAGGGUUAAUAAUACGUCUAAUUUUCUUCAGCACAGAGCAUAUGUAAAAUUUCUAAUGCAGUCCCCAACCUGGUGGCUUACAAUUCACCUUUGAUCUCCUUCAUAAGGCAUCAUUAGGUGAAGGUUGUGAAGGCUCUGCUUUGUCCCGGUAUACUGGUACCCAGUGAGACAGAGUUAUUAAAAUGGUUUAAAUUAAUAUAAGCAGUGCUAGGUUGAAGAUGUGGCAUAUUUAUCAAUGGGGUGCGUGCUAUUUGACAGAUUUUGCACAUCUUUGGAACAUAUUAGAGUCCCUUUCCUUCUUUGAUGCCACCUCUUGGGUGGUAUGCUUUAAAGGAGUAUUUUGUGCUAAAAAAAAAAAA
This is a messenger RNA of Bufo bufo (common toad), 2068 nucleotides long. RefSeq names its product transmembrane protein 150A-like. The record is from RefSeq and is a predicted model, not a curated record. The coding region runs from base 315 to 1133 and encodes 272 amino acids. NCBI's taxonomy places the organism in Eukaryota, Metazoa, Chordata, Amphibia, Anura, Bufonidae. The transcript is spliced from 7 exons.